Molecule: messenger RNA, 1563 nt
Organism: Microsporum canis CBS 113480
Lineage: Eukaryota; Fungi; Ascomycota; Eurotiomycetes; Onygenales; Arthrodermataceae
Product: aerobactin siderophore biosynthesis protein iucB
Exons: 2
Coding region: 1-1563 (520 amino acids)
Source: RefSeq, a predicted model, not a curated record
AUGCCUAAUACAAAUACAAUCCUUCUCCCAGACGGCUAUUCUCUCACGGUAACCCGAGUUUUUGAAGGCUUUUCCUUCAAAACUGGUGGACUUAAUUUUGGCAAUAGCAGCCUUUUACCACCAGGAUGGUCAAUCGUUAUAAACUCCAUACGCAAUCGCAAAGCCACUCAGGCUGAGACAAGUCCUAGUUCUGAGUCUGAAGAUACCCAAAAUGAAGAGGAUAACCCGUUUGAAUGGGAGUCAAACCAUUACACGCAGCCGACCCUUAACAGCGACUAUUUAUUUAUAUCGUCGAUCAACCUUGCCUCAAGCAAAGCCGCCGUACCAAAUUCCAUCGCAACAUGUCAGAUCGCGUUGAUUCUUUGGUCGACAUUAUACUGGUACUUUCAUCAAACGGUGCCAAACACCCGUCUCACCACCAAAGAUUCAGUCGCCGUUCCAGAGCGUGCUCGACCAAGGGGGGAAUGGCUGAUACACAUUAGGCGUGAGGGUGUUCUUAAGGGCCGGAACUUAUUGCUGAAACUCGAGAGGAUGGGUUUGGUUACAACCGAGAACUCGAUAGUUGGCUUAGAGGAUCCCAAUGGCCCUCCGGCAAAACUGGACAUGUUUGUCAGUCGUAGGAGUUUCUGGCAGAUUGAUCCUCACAUUUUCCUAUUCUCACUAGCUCCUGAUAUGACUCCAGGGUCAGGAUCGCCGUCUCGUUCAUGUUCCCCGUCUCGCAGUGAUAUUAUGAACAACGGAAGUCAUGGUAGCCGAAUGACCGCUUCACCAGCACCUCUGGGCUCAUUUUAUUCAAGUGGCCAUGUGCCAUCCUAUUUCCCUCCACCACCCGCUCAAUGGGUCAUGCUAGACGGGUGGCUCCGCCAUCCAAUUCGUCAAAAGCCGCCUCGCCAGGGUGAAACAUUUUAUAUACGCUACAUUCCCAGCCUAAAGAAGAUGCUAUCAUUCCGUGUGCCAAUCCUCGCAACAAAUUCAGCAGAUACUGGUGAGAAUGCGUUAGGUCGAUACCAUAGAGCGAUUUGCAGCAACUUGGAAAAAGGAGAGACCACUAAGCACGCUUUACCCAAAACUUGGGGAUCAGACCUCGAAUUCCUACACAAAGUGCUAAACACCCCCAAAGGUCAGGAUAUGUGGGACUCGGGUGGCCCCCAUCAUGUCCAAGAGCGGUUCAUCAAAGCACGCCUUACCUCAAAAUACCUAUUCCCUGCAAUAGGGUGUUGGAACGGCAAACCAUUUGGCUAUUUUGAAAUAGUUUGGGUCAAAGAGGGUUCGGUCAAGAGGCCGUUGCCUGUUUUGGUCGAUGAUUUUGAUCGUGGUCUUCGCUGUAUAGUUUUCGAUGAUGAAGACAGAAACCCCCAUCAAACGCAGGUGUGGCUCAAUGCGCUGGUUCAUUACUGUUUGUUGGCAGACAACCGGACACAGGCUAUUUCGGUUGGGCCAAGGGUCGAUGACGACAAUCUUACCGAAGCAGGCUUCUAUAAGGAGGGUGAAUUCACUUUGCCAGAUAAGCAGUGUGCUAUUAUGAGGCUUAAAAGAGAUAACUGGGAGGCCCCAACUCUUUGA